This is a messenger RNA of Saccharomyces kudriavzevii IFO 1802, 3015 nucleotides long. It is a transcript of the gene HBT1, whose product is annotated as Hbt1p. The record is from RefSeq and is a predicted model, not a curated record. The transcript has a single exon. NCBI's taxonomy places the organism in Eukaryota, Fungi, Ascomycota, Saccharomycetes, Saccharomycetales, Saccharomycetaceae. Bases 1 to 3015 code for a protein of 1004 amino acids.
AUGAACAUGAACGAGCCCUUGUCCAAAGACGUCCAGGGUGAAGAGGGGGAUAAUAACUUCUCUUCGGAUGGCAAGCCCGGCUCUUAUGAUUCUAACUCUAACUCCGCUCAACGCAAAAAGUCCUUCAGUACUACAAAACCGACUGAAUAUAACUUGCCAAAGGAACAGCCAGAAUCAACGGCUAAGAACUUGGAAACUAAGGCGAAGAACAUUCUUCUGCCUUGGAGGAAGAAGCACAACAAGGGCUCGGAAAACUUAGCCACCGACACUGAUGUCAGCCCUAACAGUGGUCCCGAUACAAACGUAACAACGUCUGAUAUGAGUUCUGCCCCUACUGGCCCUGAGUUUGGUGCAGGCCCUCAUGUCACUACUACUCACAAGUACUCUCAUGUCAAGACAACAACACCGGCCUCUACACAUGAGCAUCCCAAAGUUAAAACCACCUCUCCCAAUAUCCAUGAACAAACCAAGGUCGGCACUGGCCCCUCCGGGGCUACCGCCAUGCAUACUCACUCCAAUAUCAAAACUACGUCUCCCACUAGUCAUGAACAUUCUAAGGUAAGUUCUGGACCCAUCGGCACUACGGCCAUGCACGGUCACUCCAAGUUGAAGACUGCUACGUCUCCCGCUAGCCAUGAGCAAUCUAAAGCCCGUGCAGGUGCUGCCGGUGCCACUUCUACGCAUGGUCACGCCAGCGUGAAGACUACGCAUUCUGCUGCCCAAGGACACGCCAAUGUUAGCACUGGUCGGAAUGCUACAGCCAAUACACACGGACACACCGAUGUCAAACACAGUGCCUCAGUUCCUCAAGAGCGCUCCAGUACUGACCAUGACACCAUUCCUGGCAGCUUCCGAGACACAACAGGUACUGGCCUGAGCGCUGUAGAUCCUAGUGUGUAUACGGAAACAAGUCCAAGAACGUAUCCUAGUACGACUACUGGCCCUCCACAGGAUACUAUGAGAGAAAUUGCUCAAAAGGUUAAGAUGGACGAGAGUCAACAAACUGGUUUGAAGAAUGACCAAAUUUCCGGGUCUGAUGUAACUAGAGGACAAACUAUGGAUCCUAAGUACAGAGAUACUAUGGGUGCUAAAAGUGAUUUACCAAGCCAAGAACCUCCUAGUUAUGAUGAUAACAUGAAGAACGUGCAAUAUCCCGAAAAGACAAUGGCUGAACAGCAAACUAUCUCUGAAAACGCCGCUGAAAAAUUCAGGAGUGAAAGGGAUGAUAUUUUGGGUUCAGGUGACCAUUACCAGGAUAAAAAUGCCAAGUCUAAGGUAGCUUCCGGUUGGAGUCCAAUUGAGUAUAGUACUACUGCUGAUGAAAACAAGAACCUGCAGAAUGUUGUUGUACCUCGUGAUAUGAGCGAUCGCUCCCACGAUGAUACAACUGUACCUCCCCCAAAAUCCGACUUUUCGGACACAAAAUGGAGACCCUUAGAGAGUGACAAUGGCUCAGGUACCAAAAACAACUUGCAGCACGUUGUCAGUUCACAAGGCGCAAGUACCAACAUCUUCAGUCGUAAUGAGGGGCAAAGCUCGGGCGCUGCUAAGAAUACAGCUCAAAAUAUCGUUAUGCCACCUCCUAUGAAGGAUGAAGACUUGAGUAAGGACUAUCCGAAGACCACUGCUACGAAGCCCAAUGAAUAUGGGUUGGAUUAUUUGGAUGACGUUGAAGAUUAUAAUGAGCAUGAUAUUAAUGAUUAUCCAAACGCAAAUGAUGAGGGUUUGGCGCAACACCAAGAAAAGCCAAUGAAAUACAGUCAUUACGAACGCAAGGAGCAAAUCCCAGGUGCCUUCAACGUUGAUACAUUCUCAAACGCAAUGAAAAGGAAAGGUGAGGAGGGCCCAUUAUCCUCAAAGCAGACAACUCAUCCUGCUGAGAUGGAAGCUGAGGGAGGCGCAAACUUAGGGAAGUAUGAAUUCUCCAAUUUGUCUAGCAACAACAAACCGACUGAUCUGAACAAAAAUAAUUCAGGUCCAACACCAACACGUUCUAACCUUAUUGAUCAAAUUGAACCAAGAAGAACCAAAACUACGGAAAAUAUUACUUCAAAUGCCGGGAACACCAAUGCUGCAGAAUUAGGCAGCAGUGGAAACGUAGACACUGCAAAGACAGGAGGAAUAUGGGCUAAGAAUUUCAAUUCCACCCCUUUUGAUAAUACUAAAACUGUAGGCGCCCAUCCUGAAAACUCUGAUGUCACCGCAUUUGAUAAUACUGGAACCACAGACACCGCAUACGCCAAAUCGAGAAACGCGGACACCGCAGCAUACGACAACACUAGAAACGCAGAUACGGGGUACACUCAAUCGGAAAAUGUUGGUACCGCGGAUUUUGGUUCUACUACAACUGACAAAUCAGAAAAUGUUGUUGGCACUCAAGAGAGACCAUCAGAAGAACAGACUGCUUCAGCCCACGAUUCCUCAGGUAGAGAACACUUCAGUGAUCAUGAUAUUGAUGUGAACAAGAACACAAAGGUCCUAGACGAGGAUGCAUUGGGCCACAAACAUGAAAUGGAGUCGAGGAACAAGCACAGAACCGAUAUCGGAGACACAGACACUGCAAACACCUACGCGGCCGAAGUGGGUAAUUUCCCAAGUUUGAUUGAUCCUCAUGUCCCAACUUAUGGAUUUAAAGAUGCUGCGACUUCUCAAAAUCAGGCUUUGCCAUCUCAAUCCGAGGCUACUCCUGCGCAGACUACAGACUACUCGAUUCACAAUGAGACCACCUCUCAAGGCAGAAAAGUUUCUGUGGGCUCGAUGGGCUCUGGCCAUUCAAAAGACCAUCACAGUCACCAUCACAAUAAACAGAAUUCUUCAAAAGGGUCUGACUACGAUUAUGAUUCAAAUUACUCAGCAGAGCACACUCCAAGACAUCAUCCGCACGAACAUGCUGAGGGUGAACAUGAAUACGAAGGCGAAGAGCAAGGUGAAGAACACACUGGUAAGCAGAGUUUCAUGGGCAGGGUAAGAAACAGCAUUUCUGGUGGGACUUUUGGAUUCAGAAGUGAAAUUUAA